Molecule: messenger RNA, 585 nt
Organism: Colletotrichum orchidophilum
Lineage: Eukaryota; Fungi; Ascomycota; Sordariomycetes; Glomerellales; Glomerellaceae
Product: RNA recognition domain-containing protein
Exons: 2
Molecular function (GO): RNA binding
Source: RefSeq, a predicted model, not a curated record
AAUCUCCACUUUCCCUCUGAAAGAUUCACUUCAUUAUCACCCAGCCUCGCUCAGUCUCACAGGGUUUUGCUGAGCGACGGAACGAAAUCAUUGACAGCAAAACAAGUACACCACCCCGUCAAGAUGACGGACGCUGCACGCUGGAAAUCGACGGUCUUCGUGGGUGGCCUGGCCUCCAUAGUGACAGCUGCAAAUGUCCACGAUGCAUUCAUCCCAUUUGGAGAAAUCGCCGAUGUGUCGCUACCAAAGAACGACAAACCAAACUCAACAGACCCUCACCGUGGUUUCGCCUACGUUGAAUAUGAAGACACGGAGGAUGCGAAAGAAGCCAUCGACAAUAUGGAUCAGUCAGAAUUCUUCGGACGAGUCAUCAAAGUGUCAGCCGCCAAAGUACCCAAGAGCGCAGAUGAAGGUCUAGGCAGCAAGAAGGCUGUCUGGGAACAAGAGGGAUGGCUGGCAGAGCAUGCUGUUGGUGAGGAGGACGGAUUGGCAACGGAUCAGGGGGCGGCACAGGUUGAGAUGCGCGGGGAUGACCCCAUGCAAGGGCUAGAGGGGCUUGACGUUGCGGGACCAAGGCCGGAGUGA